AUGGCAUGCACUAAGACAUCUGCACGCAAAAAUGCAUAUCUCUAUUCACCAUCAUCAACCUCCAUAAGUCGUCUACCUUCUCCACUAGCAACUUCUUUUGAUACCACUUUCUCAAAUUGCCUUUCAUCUUCCCCAAAAUCGAACCCUAAUCCCAUUAACCCAAAUCCUAUGUCCAUUGUCCUUCCACCUCUCUACACAUGUCCUCCUCCAAACCUCGCUCAAGUUCCUCCACAUUUACGAACACCUACCCUCAAUCCUACAACAACAAAAAGACGUUCUAUGUGUGUCCAGGAAGGAAUUGGAACUUCAAAAGCUCCAAACACCAAACCAUCGCUCUUCAUCAUCUCUAAUUCUAAAACUGAUGAAUCAUCUGAAACGCCUCCUCACACAACUCCAACAAAACCCAUCACCCCCCCAUCCAUACAUCAACAAUACUCUUCUGAUCCAUUACCCACAGUGGCUACCUCUUUUUCCAUUCUUCCAUCUGUUUGCACUUCUCCUAUUCCUUUGACCACAACUUUUGCUACCAUUACUCUUCCUUCCACUCAUCUUCCUACUCCUUCUCCCAAGGUUGAACCAUCAAACACUGACAUCAUGGCUUCCCUUCAAACCAUCAUGGCACGCCAGCUUCAGUAG
Messenger RNA from Cicer arietinum (chickpea), 636 nucleotides. Lineage: Eukaryota; Viridiplantae; Streptophyta; Magnoliopsida; Fabales; Fabaceae. The record is from RefSeq and is a predicted model, not a curated record.